This is a messenger RNA of Acanthosepion pharaonis, 834 nucleotides long. The record is from the annotation of a GenBank genome assembly. Lineage: Eukaryota; Metazoa; Mollusca; Cephalopoda; Sepiida; Sepiidae.
AUGUCCUUAAAUCUUUUUUUCCCAUCUGGUUUUCUCCAGAUUAUCACACAUCACCGCAACAUUUAUCAUUCUCCAUUUCGUUCAUCUUUCUUUCAUCAAUUUUUGUCUCCAACUAUUUCUCCCCUCUUUCUUUUUCUGUGUUUCUGUCACUUUUUUUUUUUUGUCACUCUUCACUUUCCUUUUUAUUCUUUUUCCCCCUCUAUUCUUUUCACUAUCCUUUCUUUCUUUACCAAUUUUUUCUCUCUCCCCAUUUCUUUGUCCAGUUUUUCUCUCUCUGUGUCUUUUCUAUCGUUUUUUUCCCAUCUCUCUUUUACAUUUUUUACUUCUCUCUCUUUCUCUCUUUCGUUUUUAAUCUUUCUCUUCUCAUUUAUUUUUCAGUCUUUCUUUUUCUCUCAUUCUCACUCCGUCUCUCUUUCUCCUCUUUUUUUCUGGCUCAGUCUUUACGCUUUCUUUUUGUGUAUAUGUAUCUCUCUAUUGCAUUUUCAAUCUUUCUAUCUGUUCUCUUUCUUUUUUGCCUCUCUCUCUCUUUCUCUCGCUCUCUCUCUCUCUCUCUCUCUCUUUCUUCCUAUUGUUUUCAGUCUAUCUGUAUUUUUUUCUCUUUUUCAUCUUUUCUCUGAGUUCUUUCUUUUAAGUCACUCUCUCUUCUCUCCUCUUGUACGAAUUUAUUCUCUUUUCCAUUCACGUUUUUUAUUUAUUUUCUCUCCUCGCUGUUUAUCCACUCCCUUUAUUUCAUCUUGUUCAUUCUCUCUCUCUCUCUCUCUAUCUCUCUGUGUUGUUCAGUCAUAUCUUCUCUCUCUAUCUAUGUUUCUAUCAUUCUUAUAUCUUGCGUUCUGA